Messenger RNA from Malurus melanocephalus (red-backed fairy wren), 3622 nucleotides. It is a transcript of the gene RNF2, whose product is annotated as ring finger protein 2. Lineage: Eukaryota; Metazoa; Chordata; Aves; Passeriformes; Maluridae. The transcript has 7 exons. The record is from RefSeq and is a predicted model, not a curated record. Gene Ontology annotation, molecular function: ubiquitin protein ligase activity; chromatin binding. Bases 438 to 1475 code for a protein of 345 amino acids. Gene Ontology annotation, cellular component: PcG protein complex; ubiquitin ligase complex.
UUCCCCGGGCAGCCCAUUCCAAUGUCCAAUCACACUUUCCGAGAAGGAAUUUCUCCCGACGCACGAUCUGAACCGGCAGCUCCGCCGCUCCGGCCGUGGAUAGCGGUCAAUGGAGAGGGAGCCCCGCAGGGCGCGGUGCCGCAUCCCGGAAACGGGAAAAGGGAAGGGAUGGGAGCACUGGCGGCGGCGGGGCGGACGUGCGGGCAGGGCGGGGAGAGCAGCGAGCGGCCCCGGCCGUGCAGGAAGGGGGCGGAGGAGGGCGCGGRGCGGCCCGGGAGCGGCGCCCCGAUCGCGCUCCCCCUGCCCAGCCCCGGCCAUGAAUAUGUAACUCCCCUCUAUUUCCCGAGCUCCAUUGCGGAGCCGCCGCUCGCCAUAUUGUGCUGCGGGGGCUGCGGCGGCACCGCCGGCCACAGAGGGACGCGGCUGCGGCGGGCGCCAUGUCGCAGGCCGUGCAGACCAAUGGGACACAGCCCCUGAGCAAGACCUGGGAGCUCAGCCUGUACGAGCUGCAGAGAACGCCCCAGGAAGCCAUCACGGAUGGUCUGGAGAUCGUGGUGUCACCRCGGAGCCUGCACAGCGAGCUCAUGUGUCCCAUCUGCCUGGACAUGCUCAAGAACACCAUGACCACCAAGGAGUGUCUGCACCGCUUCUGCGCCGACUGCAUCAUCACUGCCCUGCGCAGCGGCAACAAAGAAUGUCCCACAUGUCGCAAGAAGCUCGUCUCCAAGCGCUCCCUGCGGCCAGACCCCAACUUCGACGCUCUCAUCAGCAAGAUCUACCCGAGCCGGGAUGAGUAUGAAGCUCAUCAGGAGAGGGUGCUGGCCAGGAUCAGCAAGCACAACAACCAGCAAGCCCUGAGCCACAGCAUCGAGGAGGGAUUAAAGAUUCAGGCUAUGAACAGGGUGUGUCUGUGYCCCCGUGUCCCCAGGUUGCAGCGGGGCAAGAAGCAGCAGAUCGAGAACGGCAGCGGCGCUGAGGACAACGGCGACAGCUCRCACUGCAGCAACGCCUCCACGCACAGCAACCAGGAGGCAGGGCCCAGCAACAAGAGGACCAAAACCUCGGAUGAUUCGGGGCUGGAGCUGGACACCAACAACACCACAGUGGCCAUAGACCCCGUGAUGGAYGGGGCCAGCGAGAUCGAGCUGGUGUUCAGGCCUCACCCCACCCUCAUGGAGAACGACGACAGCGCGCAGACGAGGUACAUCAAGACCUCGGGCAAUGCCACAGUGGAUCACCUGUCCAAGUACCUGGCGGUGAGGCUGGCCCUGGAGGAGCUGCGCAGCAAAGGCGAGUCCAACCAGAUGACCCUGGACACGGCCAGCGAGAAGCAGUACACGAUCUACAUCGCCACGGCUGCCGGCCAGUUCACUGUGUUAAAUGGGUCRUUUUCCCUGGAACUGGUCAGUGAGAAGUACUGGAAGGUGAACAAACCCAUGGAACUGUACUAUGCCCCCACCAAGGAGCACAAAUAAGUCCUGGGAACUGGGAUGGGACUAACUUUUUGUAGCUAUGACUCGUUUAAUAUUAAAAUAAGGCACCGGUAUCUUCAUGGACAGCACAUGUGGCGCCUUCAGGCACUCUCAGUACCCUCAGUAACAUGACUAGACAGUAUUCUGGGCUGUAUUUAAUUUAGUCUUUGGGUUGGGUUUUUUGGUUUUUCCCUAGGAGACUAAAUGACCUGCAGUGCAUUCCAGUGUUUGAGAUGCUUUUUUGUUCCUAAUGCAUGACACCUGAUACAGUAAUCUGGUUUGGAAUGGCUUUGUUUUGUCCAGGUGAAUCUGGAUUUCUGCUCCACUGGACUCAGUUCCAGUAACCUCUGUGAAGUGUGGAAUGUUGGGUGGCCGAGCAAAUCUGUUCCAUAGCAGCACAUGCCAUGGAAUGURUUCAGUGUUGGAAUUUGGUGACUGUUACCCAUCUGAAGAAUUGAUAGGUAGAGAAUGGAUGGAUCUGGGAUACUCUUGCAGCUUGACAUAAUCAGAUUCCCUAGGAAAGGUUCAUGAAGUCAUUUUCUUGUGAAAAAAGUGCAUUUCACACCUUGUGACAGGUAUUGCUGCCCAUGGCAGGGGCUUGGACAGAGAUGGUGUUUAAGGUCCCUUUCCAAGUCGAGCCAUCUGAAAGUUCUGGGAUUCCAAACAGAGCUGCAGUGAGAAAACUGACACUUUAAAACCUUUGUUUACUGGGCUCAGUUUAAUACUUCAGUGCAAGGUGGUUCAUUGGAUUGGUCUGGUUUUUAAUAUUCCAGUCAGAAAACACCCUAACAUCCCAAACCCAUAACUCUUCCCCAUGCAGGACAUGUCAAUCUUGAUUCCUGCUUGGCCUCUAUUGCAUUGUUGCCCUGUCCUUGAAGUUUAGCUGAAGCAAAUCUGGCUGUUUCACAGCCCUACUUUGUUGCCUAGAGUAGGGUCUCUGUUGUGAAAAUGAGCUGUGAAGAACUGUCCAGAAAACCUUUUUGUUACAAUAAAUCCCCCAAAUUCCAGCACAUGGCCAUCCAGAUGUUUUGCUUUGGGGAACUGUGCCACCCCAGCARGGACCUUUUCCUGGUGGCAGUGUGAGUAGGAACACUUUGUAAGCUGCUCCAAGAUUCUACUUUUGUUACUUUGCCAUAGCUUUAACAAACGUGGCUUAGCACUUUGGAAGAYAACUUUAGUACUUGACCAAGUUUACCAUUUAGUGUCUUACGCUUCGGUUCCAGUUUCCCAUCGUGCAGUGGCUGUGCUCUAAGGCCCAGUAGCUGCUGCUCAUUUGCAUGUUCAGCCUCUGUGCCCUGGCUCUGGACCUUGCUGUGGCUCUGAGGGGGCAGCCUGACCUGUCCUCUGUCCUGUCUGAAGGGAAGCUGUCACCAUGAGGUUCCCUUUGCUCUCAGUCUUGCUGAUGAACCCUCCCAUUUGCCCACGAGGYUUGAAGAAAGAAGAGUUGGUGGCAGGUGGGAACACCAGGUUUUACCCCACAGGCUGUGCUUUUCACUGCUCCUGUGUCCUGCCUGGAGUCCCCCUGGCUUUGGCACGUGGUAGAGAACUGUUCUGCUGCUUGGGGGUUCUCUUGGGAAGGAUUUGUCCUUCCCUGGCUCUGGGCUUUCCUCUCACUUACAGUGUCCCUUCUGGCUGCUGUUCAGAUCAGCUUUAUCCCGCUGUGAAAACUGCACAGGCUUCUUUGAGUAACUCGGUUAUUCUCUCGGACUGGAGAGCCUUGGGUUUUUGUGACAUGAAAUGGAAGUAUUGAGGCCCCAGAGCACAGAGGGGCAGCUGUUAAGGGACCUGGUUUUGCUGACUUUGUGAAGCGUUGCUGUAUAGACUGUAGUGCAUGUCCAUGGAAUAUUAGGGGGGUGGGGGAACAGCUGUUCUAAAUGCUUUAAAGUUAUUGGRGAAACUUCUAGAUUAGUGCCAGCACCCCUCCUGGGGAGAGCUGAGGGGAUGGACAGUCCCUUGAGCAAGAGAAGUGUUGUGAAGCUGAGCAGUCUGUCUAGGAGCCGUCUGUCACUUUGUCCCCAGUUCUUUUAAAAAAGCGUGGGAGAAUGUGAAGCUUUUAUUUUCAUGUUGUAGUGAAUUUCCUAAAUAUUUAUGUUCUUUAAAUGUUAUAUAUAUAAUGUAGUUGUUUGAUUAAACCAUUGAUUGCACUGUGA